UUAUACCCCGCCCAUCUGGCCGGGUCUCCCCAGCCACUCUGGGCGGCUUCCAACAGAAGAAUAAAACACAAUAAUCUAUUAAACAUUAAAAGCCUCCCUGAACAGGGCUGCCUUCAGAUGUCUUCUAAAAGUCUGGUAAUUGUUUUUCUCUUUGACAUCUGUUGGGAGGGCGUUCCACAGGGCGGGCGCCACCACCGAGAAGGCCCUCUGCCUAGUUCCCUGCAACUUGGCUUCUCGCAACGAGGGAACCGCCAGAAGGCCCUCGGUGCUGGACCUCAGUGUCCGGGCAGAAUGAUGGAGGUGGAGACGCUCCUUCAGGCCUUGCAGGACUGCGUGGAAGAUCUCCUGAAAACCUUUCGGGGCGACCCCAUCGACCUGGUUGCUGGCAUUGACGCAAUGGGCUUCAUCCUAGGCGCUGCCAUCGCCCACACCCUCCAGAAGGGCUUUUUGGCCAUACGGAAAGCUGGGCACCUGUGCGUGAAAACCCUCUCGAAGCAUUACAAGGACUACCAGGGUCGCGAGAAGGUGAUGGAGAUGCGGGCUGAUGCCAUCUCGCCAGGCCUUCGCGUCUUGCUGGUGGACCAGUGGGUCGAGACCGGGGGCACCAUGCGGGGCGCCAUCCACCUGGUGGAGGAACAAGGCGGCCUAGUGGCAGGCAUCGCUGCCAUCUGCGUGGAGGACAGCGAGGGUGGGCUCUGGCUGAAAGACCGCUACAAGUGGGCACACUGCGUGCCCCCCCAACUGAUGCCCCAGUUCAACGCUCACCGGCUGGACUCCUUCCACGCCUUCAACUCCAACCAAGGACCGCAGUAGUGGGGAAGGCACACAGGUAAAUGCACGCCCCCAAGGCGCCCCGCAGAGACCCAUAGCAUCCCAAGAGAGGCAAGUUCCGCCUGCUUCCCGGGUCAUAAACCUCCAGGAUCCUGCAAGCGUGUGACUCAGAGACCAGUUUGGGAAUCUUGCCUCCAUGCCUUCCAGCUUAUCUGGCACUCCAUCAGAAAAAUGUUCCUUCUCCGUAUUCUUCUGCCCCAGUGUAGUUAAUAAACCACCCGCUGAAUCGAUGAAACUUAGAUUCCUAGUUCGGAGGGACCCCCGAGGGUCAUCCAGCGUUGAUGUCUUGUACAAAGUGCUCCAUGUUGCAUUAAAAAAAAAGCAAUGAGGUCUUGGGCGGAGGACAUGAGGGGCACAGAAACUCGGGUCACUUUUAAAAGAGGGGAGAGGGGGAUGUUGUGGGGAGAGGAGGGUGUCAUAGAAUUGUAGAGCUGGAAGGGACACCAAGGGUCAUCUAGUCCAACCCCCUGCAUGGUCCUGGGGCCACACAGAGAUGCCUGGAGAGCCGCAGUCCCCCCCACCCCCAGCAGUAAAACAUGAAAUUAAGUAUUGGACAAUAUGAGGGGGUCGUGCUCAACCAAGUUCUACUCAAAGACACACUGGAAUUGAAUGGACCUAAGUU
Zootoca vivipara (common lizard) is the source of this 1453-nucleotide messenger RNA. The record is from RefSeq and is a predicted model, not a curated record. NCBI's taxonomy places the organism in Eukaryota, Metazoa, Chordata, Lepidosauria, Squamata, Lacertidae.